AUGCCCACUGUGCGGCACCGGCCCGCACGUCAAGAUAUAGCAUUUAGAGGACACACGGAUGAAGAAAGUAAUUUUGUUCAACUUGUUAAUUUAUUAUCAAGACAUAAUCCUGUUUUACAACGUUGGUUAAAUGAAACUGAAAAUCGUUCAUAUAAGGUAACAUAUAUGGGUCAUCGUUCACAAAAUGAAUUUAUUCAAAUUAUUGGUGAAGAAAUACAACGUCUUAAUUUAAAUCAAAUUAGACAAGGUACAUAUUAUUCAAUAAUGGCUGAUUCUACACCAGAUUCAAAUAGACAAGACAUGUUUACAUUAGUUAUUCGUUUCGUUAAUGAUCAACUUAUACCAGAAGAAAGAUUUGUAUCU
This is a messenger RNA of Didymodactylos carnosus, 363 nucleotides long. NCBI's taxonomy places the organism in Eukaryota, Metazoa, Rotifera, Eurotatoria, Philodinida, Philodinidae. The record is from the annotation of a GenBank genome assembly.